AUCCAAUCUCACGUCUCUUCCCCAUGUAAAUUUCCCGCGAAUGCCCCAUACUAAAACAAAGAACUCUUCCGCCCCGAAGGACGCAGACUUAUUACGUCGAUCAUGGCCAGCAAGGAGGAGCAUAACGACGACGAGAUCCGCGAGCAGGACCGUUUCCUGCCGACGGCCAACAUCUCUCGUAUCAUGAAAGUGUCGCUGCCUUCCACGGCCAAGAUCGCCAAGGACGGCAAGGAGACAGUGCAGGAGUGUGUGAGCGAGUUCAUCUCGUUCAUCACGAGCGAGGCCAGCGACAAGUGCCAGCAGGAGAAGCGCAAGACCAUUAACGGUGACGACAUCAUUUGGGCCAUGAGCACACUGGGCUUCGACUCGUAUGUGGAGCCACUGAAGCUUUAUCUGCAGAAGUACCGUGAGUCGGUCAAGGUGGAGAAGAACGACAAGAAGGACAAUGUGGGGUCAUUCGGCGCGUCCUCGUAGACGUAUACAGUGACUUGAAGACAGCGCAGUGGUCUGUAGCGAUAAGAGGACGCAGUAAAUACACAGAAAAAGACAGAAAGGUAACGCUAUUGGUUGUUACUACGGGCUUUCUGCAGUAGUUGCAGCAUUUUGAGCUUGUUCUUCCUGCUGGCAGCUUGGAGACACUCGACGACAGUGUCGCCGUAAUUGUCUCGGAUACGAGGGUCGGCACCUGAUGACAGGAGGAUACUGACACAGGAGACGGCCUCGCGCACGAUGGCUACAUGUAGAGCAGUCCAGCCGUUGAUCUGGUCGAUGGCGUUCACUUCGGCUCCUUUUUGGAGAAGAAACUUCAAGAUCUCGUCGUGAUUUUGAGACGCAGCCCAAUGUAACCCGCUCCAGCCAUGCUGAUCCGCGAUGUUGGCGUCGACGACUUCAUCGUUGAGCAUGUCUCGGACUUGGUACUUGUCGGCACGAUAUACUGCGCGCAUAAAUUCCUUGCUCUCGUUAGACUCCCUCGGAGUUGUCCGUGGAGGAGGCUCGUAGCUCUCUUCUUUAUCCGCAGGUUCCUCCUCUUCAGAUUCCACGAUCUCUUUCUGCUUCUUGUUUUUUGUUGGAACGUCAUCUUCAAAGCUCGAAUAGCCUUCGUCGUCACUCUCCUUGUCACUGUCGGCAUCUGCAUCGUCGCGCUUCACAUUGCUAGUUUCUGCCACUUUGUUUUGCAGUAUUUGUGCAGCUUGUUGCUCCUCCU
This is a messenger RNA of Phytophthora nicotianae INRA-310, 1204 nucleotides long. RefSeq names its product nuclear transcription factor Y subunit beta. Gene Ontology annotation, molecular function: RNA polymerase II cis-regulatory region sequence-specific DNA binding; protein heterodimerization activity; DNA-binding transcription activator activity, RNA polymerase II-specific. Gene Ontology annotation, cellular component: nucleus; CCAAT-binding factor complex. The record is from RefSeq and is a predicted model, not a curated record. Gene Ontology annotation, biological process: regulation of transcription by RNA polymerase II. Lineage: Eukaryota; Oomycota; Peronosporomycetes; Peronosporales; Peronosporaceae. The transcript has a single exon. Bases 103 to 474 code for a protein of 123 amino acids.